Molecule: messenger RNA, 4961 nt
Organism: Crotalus tigris (Tiger rattlesnake)
Lineage: Eukaryota; Metazoa; Chordata; Lepidosauria; Squamata; Viperidae
Gene: ULK1
Product: unc-51 like autophagy activating kinase 1
Exons: 31
Coding region: 412-3543 (1043 amino acids)
Biological process (GO): axon extension; protein autophosphorylation; autophagy
Cellular component (GO): autophagosome; cytoplasm
Molecular function (GO): ATP binding; protein serine/threonine kinase activity
Source: RefSeq, a predicted model, not a curated record
CCUGGGCUCGGCGGCGCCUGCGCUGCCUUUGCGACCGAGCGAGCGAGCGGACGAGCAAGCGAGCGGCUCCUUUAGCGCAGCGGAGCCCGGCAGCCGCGCAACCCCGCCGGAGGUGUCGCCUUCCCCGCUUGGCCUCGGACCCCUCUCCCCUCUGCCUCGCCGCUUCUUGGGGGGCGGACGCCCCUCGCCGCCUCCCUCCAGCCCGGCCUCCGCAUCCGACGCCCGGCGCGCAUCUGGCCAGCGGUGGCGCGGCCGGCGGGGGCGCAGCGGGGGCCGCGGGGGUCGCCCAGCCUCGCCCGGCAUCGGCCCGAGAGGCGAGGACGCUUAAGGUGGCCUUGGCGACUACGGAUCGGAGCAGCUCCUGGGGGCGAUGAGCACCUCGCGUCCGCCUGGGGGCGUUUAAGAAACGACAUGGAAGCGGUUGGAAAAUUUGAAUUCAGCAGGAAAGAUCUGAUCGGGCAUGGAGCUUUCGCGGUGGUCUUUAAAGGCAGGCACAAAGAGAAACCUGAAGUGGAGGUGGCCAUCAAAUGCAUUAACAAGAAAAACUUGGCAAAAUCCCAAACUCUCUUGGGAAAGGAGAUCAAGAUCUUGAAGGAACUGAAACAUGAUAACAUUGUGGCUCUCUACGACUUCCAGGAGAUGGCAAACUCCGUUUAUUUAGUGAUGGAGUACUGCAAUGGUGGUGAUUUGGCUGACUAUUUGCACAGUAUGAGAACGCUGAGCGAAGACACGAUCCGUCUCUUUUUCCAGCAAAUUGCAGGUGCCAUGAGAGUUCUGCACAGCAAAGGCAUCAUCCACAGAGAUCUCAAGCCUCAGAAUAUUCUGCUUUCUUUCACGGGCGGGAAAAAGUCAAACCCCAAUAACAUCCGGAUCAAGAUUGCUGAUUUUGGAUUUGCACGGUACCUACAGAAUAAUAUGAUGGCAGCGACGCUAUGCGGGUCACCCAUGUACAUGGCCCCGGAAGUAAUCAUGUCCCAACAUUAUGAUGCCAAAGCUGAUCUGUGGAGCAUUGGGACAAUAAUUUACCAGUGUCUGACGGGAAAAGCACCUUUUCAGGCCAGCAGUCCUCAAGACCUGCGUCUCUUCUAUGAGAAAAACAAGACGCUCCUGCCAAACAUCCCAAGGGAAACCUCUGCCCAUCUGAGACAACUUCUUUUAGGGCUCUUGGAACGAAAUUACAAAGACCGCAUGGAUUUUGAUGAAUUUUUCCACCACCCUUUCCUGGAUUCUAGCGCUUCUAUGAAAAAAUCUGCCUCUGUGCCAAUGCCUUCUUAUCCAAGCUCUGGCAGUUCUUCCAGCAGCUCCUCCACGUCUCACUUAGCGUCACCUCCGUCGCUCGGCGAGAUGGCCCAUCUGCAGGAGAAGACCCCAACCUUCCCCCAGCAAGGCUCCCCGGCUUUCCUGCACCGGUCGAAGGAAUCGGCGGGAAGCAGCAGCAAGAAUUCCUCAUGUGACACCGAUGACUUUGUAAUGGUGCCAGCCCAGUUUACAAGUGAUUUAGCUGUGGAGGUUACUGGAGGCAAGCUGAUCCAGGACAGUCUGAUGGGGAGUGGGAGCUCCCUGGUGACUUCUGCAGACUUGGAAAGCCAAGGAAGGACUUCAUCUCCUUCUCCUCCAUACAGCAGUUCUCCCAGCCCAUCUGGGCGAUCAAGCCAAUUUUCAUCCAGCACUAGAUCCGGACAAUCAAUACCCAUUCCAGUCCCUACACAGAUCCAAAAUUACCGCCGGAUUGAGCAGAACCUUCAAUCCCCCAAUCAAUAUACUUUGCCACGGUGUAAUCCUGUCAAAAGAUCUGGCAGCACGAGUCCACUUGGCUUCCUGAAAGCCAGCCCAUCCCCUCCAUUUUCUGCUGGUGAGCAUGGAAUAGUGCCAUCCCCUAGAAGGUUCUCCUUUGGUGGUGCCAAGCCUUACACACCUUCUCCUCAAGUUGGGACAAUUCCAGAGCAGCCAGACCAGAUGAUCAUCCCGUGUCCUCUCGGAACCGAGUUGAGAACUCGGGUGCCCAUAACCGAUGCUUCGGGAUCGGACCCUUCUCAACGAGGACUGGGCUAUCGCCUUCACAGCGCUCCCAACCUCUCCGAUUUCCAGUCUUGCCGGCAAAAAGUCACCAAGCAGUACUCCGAUCCACUGGUCACCCACUUCAGCCCUGUCCCAGCGGGUCAGGCUGCACGGCUGCCCAGUCUUCAGUCUGGCCGGCCUCUCAGGUCUUCUCCGAAGCUUUCUGAAUUCAUCCAGAGGACUCCCUUGCCCACCAUUUUGGGUUCUCCCACAAAGGCCAGGUCACCCUUUGAGUUCAGUAAAAACCCCAGCUCCCAAAACCUGUUUGCUCUCUUGGCCCAUCAAACGGUGGUCAUCACUCCGACGAGGAACAAGACCCUGCCAGAUAUGAAAGAAGUGGGACACUUACCUUAUCAACCAGGAGCUCUCGGUUUGAGGCCGACGGAAGACAGCAAAGUCAGGUCACUCAGCACUGGCCACUUCACUGAUCUGCUUCUUAAAGCUGCUUUUGGGGAAGCUGGCAGUAAUGAUAGCCUCAACAGCGAGAAGCCCAUGGAGAUCACAGCUCCUUCCAUGGCUUGUGGAGGAACCCCUCACUCGGGGGCUCGAGAAGGUUGCUCAGGAAGCCCUUCACCAGUGGUCUUCACCGUUGGGUCACCUCCUGCUGGGACAACCCCACCGCAAACCAUCCGGACCAGAAUGUAUUCAGUAGGAUCUUCAAGUUCUCUUAGUUCUGGAGGAUCUUUCAGUGGGCGCCACUUAAUUAUGGGAGCCGGUGGGGAAAUCCUUGAAGCUCCCUCAGGUCUCAGAUAUACAUUGGCUGAUCCAAUUGCUGCCAACCUGGAAGGAGCAGUUAUCUUUGAGGCACCUGAAUUACCUGAGGAGACACUCAUGGAACAAGAGCACACAGACAUCCUUCGCAGCUUGAGGUUCACGCUGGCUUUUGUCCACUAUGUGAUGGAGCUUGCCACCAUCAAAGGGAGCGUCAGUGAGAUGUCCACUUCGGUGGCCUCUGAGUACCAGCUUCAAGAAAGCGUCGUUGCCGACCAAAUCAGCUUGCUCAGCAAGGAAUGGAGCUACGCAGAACAGCUGGUCUUGUACUUGAAAGUGGCUGAAUUGCUGUCUGCCGGGCUUCAGAUGGCCAUUGACCAGAUCCGGGCAGGCAAGCUGUGUCUCUCCUCCACUGUCAAGCAAAUUGUGAGAAAGCUGAACGACCUGUAUAAAAGCAGCGUCUCUUCCUGCCAUCACCUGAACUUAAGGCUACAGAGGUGGUUCAUGGACAAGCAGAAACUCAUGGACCGCAUCAACAGCAUCACGGCUGAAAAGCUCAUCUUCAGCCACGCUGUGCAGAUGGUCCAGGCUGCUGCUUUGGAUGAGAUGUUUCACCACCGAGAAGACUGCGUGCAAAGAUACCAGAAAGCAUUGCUCUUGAUGGAAGGUCUCUUGAACUUCAUCUCUGAGCAAGGAGAUGUUGAGAACAUCAAUAAAUGUAAAAUGUGCAUUGAACGCCGGCUGUCCAGCUUGCAAUCAGGGAUCUGUGCAUGACGAUAAGCUUUAGUUUUUUCCAUGCAGGAGUAGCAGCUCCAUCCUGCUCACCUGGGUGCAAACUGGGGACAGGUAGAUACAGAAAGACCCUUUUCCAGCUGGUGGAAAGGGGCUGUGGAAACCAAGGACCAAAUCUGCUUCGUGUCCACUGGUUUUGUUUUGUUUCUGAAGACGGACCGAUGGGGUUAUGGCAAGGCCAGCUUGGCCCUCUUAAUUUGGAGUUACUUUCGUCUACUGCUGGCAGUGGACACCUGGAUGGCUUCUCGUGGUUAGAAGGAUGAAGCUCAGCCAGGGAAGAACAUCCCUGGUGAAGAGAGCAAUUCUUCUACAGAUUUUAUCUGGUUGCCCGUUUGGGACCUGCCCACCGUUCCCCAAUCUCCAUGUACUUGGUGUGCUUCAACAGCUCCCACGCUUCGCAUCCCUCUUUGCGUGGGAAGAAGGAAGAAGAUCUGGAGCUCAGCUUUGCUUGAGCCUGCUUCAUCCUCUGGGAAGCUGGAAGUUAGACUUGAUGCUCUCCUGUGGUGGAUGUGAUGGGACAGAGCCAUUCUUCCUUCGUCGAUGGGGAGGUGGACAAAUCCACAGAAGACCGUAGACCUCUUUCAAGCAGUUGGAGCCUCGCAAUACAAUCUUAAGCUACCGUGUUCCAUCUCAAGAAGCCAAAACCGUCUAGGGUAAAGAGAUAGCUUCUACACGCGGGCAAGGGGGCAUUAAAUCAAUGCAUGGAAACGGCCCCUUCGUCCAAUUUAGGUGCCUAUGUUGUCAGAAGGCAACUCUUCUGGAGAAACAUAGGGUUGUGUUUUUUUUUUUCUCAUCCAUUGCUUCUCUUUCCUGAAGGACAGGACAAGAGAGGAAAGAAAACACAUAUGCAAUACACACACUAGCUUUGUGAAUCAAAGGAGCACUUUAAGGAGUUGCGGAAUUCGAUGGUGGCGUAUUGGACUUUUCGCUUAACAGCUCCUGGGGUGUCUACUAUACGGGACUUCUUGACAUGUUCUGCUAUGUGCUAAUUUCAUCGUAGAGGAUUCCUUUGUGUUGGUUUUUUGUUUUGUUUUGUUUUGUUCAGAAAUUGCACUACAAGUAUGUGUGGGUGUCUACACACACACACACACACACACACAAGUUGCUAAGAUCCAAUAUGUAUUUAUGUGUAUAUAAUGUAUAGCGUAAUCUUACAUGUUUUAACUGUACUGUAUGUUAUUAGAAUUGGGGGGGGGGAGAACAGCUAUGCCUUUUUCCUGUUCUCUCUGUAAUCCAGGUUGCUAACUUGAACGUUUUCUAACAUUAGUGAUGGUCUCUUUUAUUCUCUCAUUCUCUCUCUCAUCUCUCGCUCUUUCUCUUUCUCUCUCCUCUCUCGCUCUGUCUCUGUGUGUCUCUCUUUCUCUCUGUCUCUCUCAUCUCUUGCUCUUUCUCUCUCCCAC